AAUUAAAUAUUGUAUAUACGUAUAUUAGCCUCAGUUGAAGUUGAUAUUCCAUUCGGAUCGCACUAUUAAUUAAUUAUAAAGCAUAUACCAAUAUUUACAUUCGUAUGCGCACGUAUUUUGCAAAAUCUUUAUAAGUUUCAAGAAUUUCAAGUUGUAGUUAUUGAAAAAUAAAAACAAAACAAAAGAAAUGUUUGAACAAAACAAUACGGAUCGGAAUCCUUUCGCAAGUACAAAUGCUAAUAACGCUCUAUGGAGUUUGUCAGCUCAGAAUUCGGCAAACAAUGGUUCUCGUGGUGGUUCGUUACCGGCAAAUAGUCCACAAAAUGCAUAUACCACUCCGACGUUACCGCCUUCGAGUGUCAUAAAUCUAUCGAAUUCCUCCGAUGUGGUAAUCGGUCCAAUGACUCAAUAUCAAGGACCUGUAACUAUUUAUCAAUAUAUGGAUGCUACAGUCGAAGCACGUUCCAUGCAAGCUAACGGUGCAAUUAACAGUUCGAGAACGACUACGAGCACGACAGUAUCGCAACGCGUCACGUUCACAUCAAAACUAUUAAUACUCCUCCUGAUAUUAGUGAUUUUGGUUGUCGGCAUUAUUUUAUAUGUUGAACUGAUGCGUCCGAAAUCUGACGGACAUGCCAUAUAUUUCAGUAAUAAUUAUGAGCACGAUGCAUUUCCAAAUUUAGGCGAUGGACAUCUUGUAGUCGAACGUGAUCAGUGGGGUUCAUCGGAAAAUGCAAAAAAUUUAACAAUACCAUUAAAACAUCCCAUACCGUAUGUUAUGAUCACGCACAUCGGCGUACAAUCUCAGCCUUGUUACAAUAUUUACAAAUGCUCGAUUAAAAUGCGUAGCAUUCAAGAUGCUGCUAUUGCCGAAAAGGCUCUGCCCGAUAUACAGUCGAAUUUUUAUGUAAGUGGGGAUGGGUAUAUAUAUGUCGGUCGCGGUUGGCAUUGGGCAAACACAUAUGCAGAUAGAACACUGGCUAUCACUUUCAUGGGUGACUAUGUACGCCAUAAGCCGGAGAAGCGACAAGUGGAAGCUACUAAAUAUCUAUUGGCUCACGCGCUCACAAAUAAAUAUAUUGCUCUUGAUUACAAGCUAGUGGCCCAAAAUCAGACAAGAAAAUCGAAAAGUCCCGGUGCAUAUGUUUACAGUAUCAUUAAGAAGUGGCCACAUUUUCAUCCGUGCGGCGAAAAUAAUAAUCCAGUAUGCGGCAGUGAAUUGGGAAUGGCGCCGUACCCUUGGGACGCGCACGCAUAGAACUUAAUUAAGUCAGUACUUAUAUUCAGCUAAGGCCAAAUUCGUUUUUUAAAGUCCACCCAUUUGCAAAAAAUUCGAAACCAUUGAACUUAAGUUCACUGGAUAUCUGUUUGCGUUCGUGUGAGCUAAUGACAUAUUGUGCUCAAAUGCACAAGACAUAAUACAUGGGAGGCAUUUAUAUAUCAUGGGAGUCCUUGUAAUAAGCAGAUUUGGAUUAUUUUUCUUGAGAUUUCUAUUACGCCAACAACGUCCCAAUUGACUUUGACACGCUCACGGUCGCUAUUGACGAGCAUGACUUUUAGGUAUCACAUUGGUAUUAAGUAUUAUCGUUAGAAUAUCGUAUUUUUCCGGCAAACCCCUAUAUUAGCUCUCCUUUGAUCAAUUAUUAGUAGUUUUAUACUAAAUUCUUACGAGUGCUAAUGUAAAUCACAAUAAAAUCGCUUAUAAUCCUAAAUCGUUCCUUUACUUAAAAUUAUUUGAAUUAACUUUUGAAUAAAUGAAAAUCCCCGAUGUAAGCAUUGAACCAGUGUUACCGCGACUAUUGAUCACAAUUCUUUAAUUAGAGAUUCGGGGAAUAAAUGGCGAUAUAAAAUAUUGUAUAAAUUGAUGUUGAUUGAAAAACAUAAACAGGUAGAAAUUUUUACUCAUUGAAAUUAAUUCAUUCAUAUAUAUUUCAACUAAUUAUCAUUCGACUCUUUGGACAGUAAUUGCUUAAUAAUUAAUUUCAAUUUGUGAUGUUGAGUUUUAUGCAUUCUAUAGCAGAACCGAUAAAGCUUUCCUAUUCCUUUCAUUCAUUCAUUCAUUCCUUCAUUUCUUCUUCUUUUGU
Messenger RNA from Glossina fuscipes, 2084 nucleotides. RefSeq names its product peptidoglycan-recognition protein LA (gene PGRP-LA). Lineage: Eukaryota; Metazoa; Arthropoda; Insecta; Diptera; Glossinidae. The coding region runs from base 188 to 1258 and encodes 356 amino acids. Gene Ontology annotation, biological process: peptidoglycan catabolic process. Gene Ontology annotation, molecular function: N-acetylmuramoyl-L-alanine amidase activity; zinc ion binding. The record is from RefSeq and is a predicted model, not a curated record. The transcript has 5 exons.